Telopea speciosissima is the source of this 1073-nucleotide messenger RNA. Its product is annotated as DNA-3-methyladenine glycosylase-like. The transcript is spliced from 5 exons. The record is from RefSeq and is a predicted model, not a curated record. Gene Ontology annotation, molecular function: DNA-3-methyladenine glycosylase activity. Gene Ontology annotation, biological process: base-excision repair. Bases 12 to 1052 code for a protein of 346 amino acids. Lineage: Eukaryota; Viridiplantae; Streptophyta; Magnoliopsida; Proteales; Proteaceae.
UCAGCCAAAGUAUGUCAAAAGUAAAUGUAAGGAGAAAUCUCAAUGGGAAGGAGAAACCAGAGAAGCAAACCCAUAGCUUCUUAUCCAAACAUCUCAAGAAGGUCUACCCACUUGCACCACAGAGGAGUAACUCAUCUCAAUCACUUCCUUUAUUAUCUUUGUCACAGAAUUCUAAUGAUUCAAUAGGCAAAGAAGCUACUCCUCAGGUGGUGGUGGAUCGGAAGGUUUUGGUGUCUCUUCGUGAGCCUGGAACUCCUGGAAGAAUUACAGAAACCAAACAGAUCACUACUAGUGUUGGAACAGAUAGCCCAGAUUCUAAUGGUGUCACUGUUAUUCCUAGAGGGGUGGACCGGACGAUUAUGGUUCCCCUUCGUAGUCUUGGACUUCUUGAAAGAAUGGAAAUCACAGUUCCUAAAGUUGAACAAGAUAGUUCAGAUUCUAAUGGUGUUACCUUGAAGAAGAGGUGUCAUUGGAUCACAAAGAGUAGUGAUCAGGAAUAUGUCCACUUCCAUGAUGAGUGUUGGGGAGUGCCAGUUUUCAAUGACAACCAACUAUUCGAACUUCUAUCGAUGUCGGGAAUGUUGAUGGAUUACAGUUGGUCUGAAAUCCUGAAAAGAAAGGAGCUCUUGAGAGAAUGUUUUGCUCAAUUCAACCCAAACAGUGUUUCCAAGAUGAGUGAGAAAGAGAUUAUGGAGAUUGGUUCUAAUGAGACACUUAUGUUGGCAGAAAGCAGAGUAAGGUGUAUAGUAGACAAUGCCAAAUGCAUAGUAAAGAUUGUUGAUGAAUAUGGAUCAUUCAGUAACUAUGUUUGGGGGCAUAUGGAUUAUAAACCAAUGAUCAAUAGAUACAGAUACCCAAGGAAUGUUCCUCUGAGGACUCCAAAAGCAGAGAGCAUUAGCAAGGAUCUAAUAAAAAGAGGAUUUCGAUUCGUCGGACCGGUUAUUGUGUACUCAUUUAUGCAAGCUGCAGGAAUGACAAUUGAUCACCUUAUCGACUGUUUUAGGUUUAGUGAGUGUGUGAGCAUAGUUCAGAGACCAUGGAGACAUGGCUAGCUAGCUAGAUAGAAUUUUUUG